Messenger RNA from Fragaria vesca subsp. vesca, 835 nucleotides. RefSeq names its product glutamyl-tRNA(Gln) amidotransferase subunit C, chloroplastic/mitochondrial-like. The transcript is spliced from 5 exons. Gene Ontology annotation, biological process: regulation of translational fidelity; glutaminyl-tRNAGln biosynthesis via transamidation. Gene Ontology annotation, molecular function: glutaminyl-tRNA synthase (glutamine-hydrolyzing) activity. Bases 90 to 533 code for a protein of 147 amino acids. Lineage: Eukaryota; Viridiplantae; Streptophyta; Magnoliopsida; Rosales; Rosaceae. Gene Ontology annotation, cellular component: chloroplast. The record is from RefSeq and is a predicted model, not a curated record.
UGUGCUUCAAAACAUUAAAUCCUAGGUGACCCAUAGUCCCAUAUAUAGAUUGGAAGCUCAAAACCGAGGAACAGAGAGUGAAACACAAAAUGGGAAGUAGAGCUUUGCUUCUGGUGAAGGAUGUGUCUUGUUGUCUGUUACCCAAGAACCAGCUUCUACCCAACUUCAACUGCAACCGGAAACUUCCACAAGUGCUUCACCGGCGGCGAAGUUUAUCAACUGCCAUAACUGCUGGGUCUUCUUCUCUGGAACCUCUGGAUGUGCCACGUCUGGCUGAGACUGCUCGAAUCUCUCUGACCCCACAAGAGGUUGAAGAAUUUGCUCCCAAAAUUGGACAAGUCAUGGAAUGGUUUGGACAGCUUCAAGAUGUUGAUCUUGAAAGUGUGGAGCCCUCUAUAAGAGCAGAUACUGAAGGUGAUAAUUUCCGCGCUGAUGUCCCGGAAACAUUUGAGAAUAGGAAGGCCAUAAUUGAUGCUAUUCCAACUUAUGAUGAGCCAUACAUCAAAGUUCCCAAGGUCUUGAACAAAGAGUAGCGGUAUCACGGCAGAAUCAGUGGCAUUAUGAUCAAGCUCAAUUUGUGUUCACCAGAUUUAGAGACGAGUCUUUCAUGUUGAUCAGUGUAGUUGGAAUUUUCUGCUCUCUUGUACUCUUUUUAUUUUUACAGUUAUAGUUGGUUAUUAGUGAAAUUAAAGCUGAACUGUGCUUGAGGGCACAUCAGAGGACAAGUUGUUCCUCAUGUCAAGGAAUAGCCAUCGUCUGUUGUUUCUGGAUUCGCCUAAGCAUUGCAUACAACAUUUGUUAAUUUUUGAAAAAUUAUUUCAAGGUUGGUUUCACA